AUGGCCUCCAUAGCACCAGUUUCCUCCUCUGUUCCCGGCCUUGAAAAACAUACGAACCACCAGUCUUCUGUCGUCGCGAGCCCGAGUGAGCCGAGGUGCACGUCAAUCAUCUUUGACCUCGGAGACGUCCUCUUCACUUGGUCUGCCGAGACUAAAACCUCCAUCUCCCCGAGGCUUCUCUAUGAAAUCCUCCGAUCGUCAACCUGGAACGCGUACGAACGGGGCGACGUCGGAGAGGACGAGUGCUACGCACUGGUCGCGGAUCAGUUCCACGUGCCUGCAUCCGAGGUGGCAGCCGCCUUCCAAGGGGCACGAGAUUCCUUGGUCGGAAGCCCGGACAUGAUCAACAUGAUCCGCGAGCUCAAGAGCUCCGCGCCCGACCUGCGUGUGUUCGCCAUGUCCAACAUCUCGGCCCCGGAUUGGGAGGUGCUGAAGGAGAAGGCGACGCAGGAGGAGUGGGCGCUGUUCGAUCGUGUAUUCACGUCCGCCGAAGCGCGCGAGCGGAAGCCCGAGCUAGGGUUCUAUCGUCAGGUCAUCGAGGGUACGGGGGUAGAUCCAACAAAGACGGUGUUCGUCGACGACAAGCUGGAGAAUGUUCAGAGCGCUCGUGAACUAGGCAUUACUGGCAUAGUUUUUGACUCCUUCGAAUCCGUCUCGAAACAGUUGUUGGAUCUAGUCGUGGAGAAGAGGGAUUGACGUAAAGUCCCCAGUAUACUGGACCACGCACGCCUUGCCUUCUCAUGUAUAUCCAAGUAUCAAGAUAUGGCUUUCAUAGUCGUUAUAGAGAAAGCUCUACCAGCUCCGAUAA
Punctularia strigosozonata HHB-11173 SS5 is the source of this 808-nucleotide messenger RNA. RefSeq names its product HAD-like protein. Bases 1 to 696 code for a protein of 231 amino acids. The transcript has a single exon. The record is from RefSeq and is a predicted model, not a curated record. Lineage: Eukaryota; Fungi; Basidiomycota; Agaricomycetes; Corticiales; Punctulariaceae.